UGGAGGGGGUGGAUGGGAGGGAUGGGGUGGUAAGGGGAGUUGUGGGGGAGGGUGGCGUUGGAUGUCCACCUCGCUGUCCCCCUUACUCCUCGCCUAUCGGAUGCUUCGUUGGAUGUCCGCCUUACUCCUUGCCCUUGUCUUGAUCUCGCCCUCCUGUCGUCUUCGCCUCCCCGCCCUCUUGUCGUCUUCGCCUCCUUCCCCCCUUCUUCUCCUUACGUCCCGCUUCUUCGCCUCUCGGACGCUGCCCCCCUUCUUCCCUUCGCCCUUCGCCCCCCUCACCUCUCUCUCGCCUUCUUCCCUUCUUCCCCUCCCCCUCCCCCCUUCCCCCUAUACGCACCCCCCUAUCGGACGCUGAUGCCCCCCUCCCUAGCAAAUACCUCGCGCAUCUCACCGGGAAGCGGGAGUAUUAUGAGAAGGUCGAACACAUCAACGACGUCCUCCUCUACAACUCGUCCUACGCCGAUGG
Molecule: messenger RNA, 466 nt
Organism: Schizophyllum commune H4-8
Lineage: Eukaryota; Fungi; Basidiomycota; Agaricomycetes; Agaricales; Schizophyllaceae
Exons: 2
Coding region: 62-355 (97 amino acids)
Source: RefSeq, a predicted model, not a curated record